Petromyzon marinus (sea lamprey) is the source of this 1808-nucleotide messenger RNA. RefSeq lists its product as uncharacterized. The record is from RefSeq and is a predicted model, not a curated record. Lineage: Eukaryota; Metazoa; Chordata; Hyperoartia; Petromyzontiformes; Petromyzontidae.
GACAAUCGUCACUGCUGUUGGCCCUGAGCGGGAAUCGUAGCGCAGCACGCUACCCGCUACACUACCGCUCCCCCUAUCAGUAUCCCUCAACGGGGAAUGCAAAACAUUUAUUUGGUUUUAGUUCUCCUUUACAGCGUACGGGGGAGGCGCGCAGGAAAUAAAUUGUGCGGUGGGAUUGUUGAUUACGUCGGCUCACACCCAACCUCUCUCUCCGAGCUGAAUUGAGACACUUAUCACGCCGCCAGUUCCUCCUGUGUAUCUCUUUCCUCCUCCUCCUCAGGUUUAAAAUCAAGAGCUUCACACGUUUCUUCAAGAACACGCCAGAGUGCGCGUGUCGAGAAACUUCGCUCGUGAACUUCAGCGAGGCUUUGCCUGCUGCUUGGCCGCCGAUUGGACGAGCCGGCGACGUGUGGGAACUUCCGUGAGAGAGACGUGGCCGUGGGCGAGGACCUCGGAGCGCCGUGAACAGGCACCAUGUCGUACGGAGCAGUCGGGGAGUGCAAUUCCCAGUUCCGUGCGCAACGCCAAGCGAUGUCGGACGCGAAUCAGACCAAAUACAGCAACCUCUCGCAUAACACCAGCAACUGCCUCAAAGAGAUGUCCGCAAAGGUCGCGGAGUUCGAUCGGCACCUGGGCAAUCGGAGUUUGGACUUGAACGAGCGGCCUCUGCGAAUCAAUAUCAUCGGCAUCCAGAGACAGAUCAAGGCCCUGGUCUUGAAUGCGCUAUCGUUCCUCUGCGCGCUCACGGAUCUGGGCAGCCAAUACAGUGAGGAUCAGCUGAUGCGGCUGAAUCGCAUGAGGGAUGAGUUUCUCGAAAUGGUGCAGGGCUACGAGCAGACGCAGCAGAAAUUGUAUCAGAAACUCGACAAGAUCUUCGGCGCCUUGGUCGACUUCGCGGAUCAAGAGGUUGGAGAUGAGACCGAUGCCCAUUGCGUGAGACCACACGUUACAAGAGAGGAGCAGGAAUUGAGAAAGAGAAAAAAUAUGGCAAAUGAAGCCAUUCAGCAACAGACGGAAGUCAUGAUCGAUGCCAAUGAAAUCCAAACCAGACUGAAUGAAGCAUUCAAAGAAAUGAACCGCGCCAUCGAUUCCGCCCAGAGUCGAUCACAAUGGAGAGAGAUCAACCAACCUCGCCCCCUCCCCAGAAAUUACGACUAUGAAAAUGCGAACGAAGGGAACGCAAACGACGCUCCGCUGCUCGGCUCCAGGUCUCCACCGUUAUGGACGACCAGGUGCUGCUGCGUGACAAUCGUCAUCACGUGCUUGCUCGUGAUCUGUCUCAUCGUGGGACUGCUGGUGUGGUGCUCUCUGGCGAGAACUCCUUCGGCACUCCAGCCAAUCACGGGGCCAAAUCAAGGCACCGAGGGCACAGGAUUCUUGCCAAUAAUAAGGCAAUGAAACGUGACGACGGGCAAACGACGCUCCGCAUUUUUUUUUUAUAGAACGAAGGUGUAGCAGAGACAAAUGCAGUUACACUCGUCGCACACGGUUUAGAGGAUUCGGCUGCUAUGAAUGUCCACGUGAUAAGACACUUCGUUGAGCUGUCAUUUUGUGGCCAGGCCCCUUAUGAAAAAGAGCUGUAUAGCUCAGUGGGUCUUACCAGGUAAAAUAAAAAAAAAUGUUUUAGUUGAGUAGUUUAGAAUUCGGCUACACAACGGUGAUAGCUGAGCGUCAGGCGGGCAUUGCUGGGUUCGUGGAACCAAAACUGGGUUUCGGUUGUCUUUGAUUAGACCAGACUAGCAGAUGCAGCGCGUUGAUGGCAUCAGCCCAGUCAAAUAAGGGGCCGUCCAUAAAUGACGUCACGCACC